CGUAAGUGCUCGUGUCGUCCUGAACCUUAUUUUUUUGGUUUCCUAAAGGGAACUUCGUUUUUUUAAUGUUUUCCCAAAAAUAAAUCUGACAUGCUUAUCUCAAUGAGGCGGCGAAGGAACAGGAGGAGGAAUGGGGGAGGAAGAUAAUGAAGGGAAGGAGGAAGAGGAGGAAGAAGAGGGGGAGGAGGAGGAGGAGUACGAAGAGAGAGAGAAGAGGAGGAAGAGGAGAAAGAGGCGGAGGAGGAGAAAGAGGAGGAGGCGGAGGAAGAGGACAAGAAGAGGAGGAGGAGGCGGAGGAAGAGGAGGAGGGGUCGAAGGCGUGGGGGAGGCAGAGGAGGAGAAGGAAGAGGAGGAAGAGGAGGAGAAGGAAGAGGAGGAAGAGGAGGAGAAGGAAGAGGAGGAAGAGGAGGAGAAGGAAGAGGAGGAAGAGGAAGACGAGGUGGAGCAAGAGGAAGAGGAAGAAGAAGAGGAAGAGGAAGAAGAGGAAGAGGAAGAGAAGGAAGAGGAGGAGGGGGGAGGAAGAGGAGGAGGGGCCGGAGAGAGAGUAACAGUGGUAGGAGGAGGAGGAGGCGGAGUAGAGGAAGGAGGAGGGAGGGAGGGAGGUGUAUUGGAGGGACAUGAAGGAGGGCUGUGUAUUGGAGGGGGAGGAAGGAGGACGGUGGAUCAGAGGGAAAGGAAGGAGCGCGGUGUCGGGCUGGUUCUGGAGGUUGUCUGGCUGGUUCUCAGGGUUGUCCGGCUGGUUCUCUGGAUUGUUGGGCUCGUUCUCGGGGUUGUCGGGCUCGUUCUCGGGGUUGUGGAGCUGGUUCUCUGGGUUGUCUGGCUGCUUCUCCGGGUCGUCCGGCUGGUUCUCUGGAUUGUCGGGCUCGUUCCCGAGGUUGUCGGGCUCGUUCUCGGGGUUGCUGGGCUCGUUUCUCGGGGUUGUCUCGCUGCUUCUCCAGGUUGUCCGGCGGUUCUCCGGGUUGUCUCGCUUGUUCUCUGGGUUGUCCGGCGGCUUCUCCUGCCUCGAUGUCCAGCUGUAGAGACAGACUGCUUUAUGGAGGGCAGACAAACAGCUCACGGCAAGAAAGGAAAGACAGAUGGAAAAUGGGAAAGGAAAGGGCAUGAGGCAACAAGGCAAAGGAGAACAAGCAACAACAACGCUGGAGGACAGGGAGGUGGGUGGGUGGGCACACAAAGGCACGAGACUCGACAAGGCAUAGGACAACAGGCAAUGGCAAAUAACAAGGGCUGGAAGUCACGGGGGAGGCAGGAGGGCAGACAAACAGCUCACGGCAAGAAAGGAAAGACAGAUGGAAAAUGGGAAAGGAAAGGGCAUGAGGCAACAAGGCAAAGGAGAACAAGCAACAACAACGCUGGAGGACAGGGAGGUGGGUGGGUGGGCACACAAAGGCACGAGACUCGACAAGGCAUAGGACAACAGGCAAUGGCAAAUAACAAGGGCUGGAAGUCACGGGGGAGGCAGGAGGGCAGACAAACAGCUCACGGCAAGAAAGGAAAGACAGAUGGAAAAUGGGAAAGGAAAGGGCAUGAGGCAACAAGGCAAAGGAGAACAAGCAACAACAACGCUGGAGGACAGGGAGGUGGGUGGGUGGGCACACAAAGGCACGAGACUCGACAAGGCAUAGGACAACAGGCAAUGGCAAAUAACAAGGGCUGGAAGUCACGGGGGAGGCAGGAGGGCAGACAAACAGCUCACGGCAAGAAAGGAAAGACAGAUGGAAAAUGGGAAAGGAAAGGGCAUGAGGCAACAAGGCAAAGGAGAACAAGCAACAACAACGCUGGAGGACAGGGAGGUGGGUGGGUGGGCACACAAAGGCACGAGACUCGACAAGGCAUAGGACAACAGGCAAUGGCAAAUAACAAGGGCUGGAAGUCACGGGGGAGGCAGGAGGGCAGACAAACAGCUCACGGCAAGAAAGGAAAGACAGAUGGAAAAUGGGAAAGGAAAGGGCAUGAGGCAACAAGGCAAAGGAGAACAAGCAACAACAACGCUGGAGGACAGGGAGGUGGGUGGGUGGGCACACAAAGGCACGAGACUCGACAAGGCAUAGGACAACAGGCAAUGGCAAAUAACAAGGGCUGGAAGUCACGGGGGAGGCAGGAGGGCAGACAAACAGCUCACGGCAAGAAAGGAAAGACAGAUGGAAAAUGGGAAAGGAAAGGGCAUGAGGCAACAAGGCAAAGGAGAACAAGCAACAACAACGCUGGAGGACAGGGAGGUGGGUGGGUGGGCACACAAAGGCACGAGACUCGACAAGGCAUAGGACAACAGGCAAUGGCAAAUAACAAGGGCUGGAAGUCACGGGGGAGGCAGGAGGGCAGACAAACAGCUCACGGCAAGAAAGGAAAGACAGAUGGAAAAUGGGAAAGGAAAGGGCAUGAGGCAACAAGGCAAAGGAGAACAAGCAACAACAACGCUGGAGGACAGGGAGGUGGGUGGGUGGGCACACAAAGGCACGAGACUCGACAAGGCAUAGGACAACAGGCAAUGGCAAAUAACAAGGGCUGGAAGUCACGGGGGAGGCAGGAGGGCAGACAAACAGCUCACGGCAAGAAAGGAAAGACAGAUGGAAAAUGGGAAAGGAAAGGGCAUGAGGCAACAAGGCAAAGGAGAACAAGCAACAACAACGCUGGAGGACAGGGAGGUGGGUGGGUGGGCACACAAAGGCACGAGACUCGACAAGGCAUAGGACAACAGGCAAUGGCAAAUAACAAGGGCUGGAAGUCACGGGGGAGGCAGGAGGGCAGACAAACAGCUCACGGCAAGAAAGGAAAGACAGAUGGAAAAUGGGAAAGGAAAGGGCAUGAGGCAACAAGGCAAAGGAGAACAAGCAACAACAACGCUGGAGGACAGGGAGGUGGGUGGGUGGGCACACAAAGGCACGAGACUCGACAAGGCAUAGGACAACAGGCAAUGGCAAAUAACAAGGGCUGGAAGUCACGGGGGAGGCAGGAGGGCAGACAAACAGCUCACGGCAAGAAAGGAAAGACAGAUGGAAAAUGGGAAAGGAAAGGGCAUGAGGCAACAAGGCAAAGGAGAACAAGCAACAACAACGCUGGAGGACAGGGAGGUGGGUGGGUGGGCACACAAAGGCACGAGACUCGACAAGGCAUAGGACAACAGGCAAUGGCAAAUAACAAGGGCUGGAAGUCACGGGGGAGGCAGGAGGGCAGACAAACAGCUCACGGCAAGAAAGGAAAGACAGAUGGAAAAUGGGAAAGGAAAGGGCAUGAGGCAACAAGGCAAAGGAGAACAAGCAACAACAACGCUGGAGGACAGGGAGGUGGGUGGGUGGGCACACAAAGGCACGAGACUCGACAAGGCAUAGGACAACAGGCAAUGGCAAAUAACAAGGGCUGGAAGUCACGGGGGAGGCAGGAGGGCAGACAAACAGCUCACGGCAAGAAAGGAAAGACAGAUGGAAAAUGGGAAAGGAAAGGGCAUGAGGCAACAAGGCAAAGGAGAACAAGCAACAACAACGCUGGAGGACAGGGAGGUGGGUGGGUGGGCACACAAAGGCACGAGACUCGACAAGGCAUAGGACAACAGGCAAUGGCAAAUAACAAGGGCUGGAAGUCACGGGGGAGGCAGGAGGGCAGACAAACAGCUCACGGCAAGAAAGGAAAGACAGAUGGAAAAUGGGAAAGGAAAGGGCAUGAGGCAACAAGGCAAAGGAGAACAAGCAACAACAACGCUGGAGGACAGGGAGGUGGGUGGGUGGGCACACAAAGGCACGAGACUCGACAAGGCAUAGGACAACAGGCAAUGGCAAAUAACAAGGGCUGGAAGUCACGGGGGAGGCAGGAGGGCAGACAAACAGCUCACGGCAAGAAAGGAAAGACAGAUGGAAAAUGGGAAAGGAAAGGGCAUGAGGCAACAAGGCAAAGGAGAACAAGCAACAACAACGCUGGAGGACAGGGAGGUGGGUGGGUGGGCACACAAAGGCACGAGACUCGACAAGGCAUAGGACAACAGGCAAUGGCAAAUAACAAGGGCUGGAAGUCACGGGGGAGGCAGGAGGGCAGACAAACAGCUCACGGCAAGAAAGGAAAGACAGAUGGAAAAUGGGAAAGGAAAGGGCAUGAGGCAACAAGGCAAAGGAGAACAAGCAACAACAACGCUGGAGGACAGGGAGGUGGGUGGGUGGGCACACAAAGGCACGAGACUCGACAAGGCAUAGGACAACAGGCAAUGGCAAAUAACAAGGGCUGGAAGUCACGGGGGAGGCAGGAGGGCAGACAAACAGCUCACGGCAAGAAAGGAAAGACAGAUGGAAAAUGGGAAAGGAAAGGGCAUGAGGCAACAAGGCAAAGGAGAACAAGCAACAACAACGCUGGAGGACAGGGAGGUGGGUGGGUGGGCACACAAAGGCACGAGACUCGACAAGGCAUAGGACAACAGGCAAUGGCAAAUAACAAGGGCUGGAAGUCACGGGGGAGGCAGGAGGGCAGACAAACAGCUCACGGCAAGAAAGGAAAGACAGAUGGAAAAUGGGAAAGGAAAGGGCAUGAGGCAACAAGGCAAAGGAGAACAAGCAACAACAACGCUGGAGGACAGGGAGGUGGGUGGGUGGGCACACAAAGGCACGAGACUCGACAAGGCAUAGGACAACAGGCAAUGGCAAAUAACAAGGGCUGGAAGUCACGGGGGAGGCAGGAGGGCAGACAAACAGCUCACGGCAAGAAAGGAAAGACAGAUGGAAAAUGGGAAAGGAAAGGGCAUGAGGCAACAAGGCAAAGGAGAACAAGCAACAACAACGCUGGAGGACAGGGAGGUGGGUGGGUGGGCACACAAAGGCACGAGACUCGACAAGGCAUAGGACAACAGGCAAUGGCAAAUAACAAGGGCUGGAAGUCACGGGGGAGGCAGGAGGGCAGACAAACAGCUCACGGCAAGAAAGGAAAGACAGAUGGAAAAUGGGAAAGGAAAGGGCAUGAGGCAACAAGGCAAAGGAGAACAAGCAACAACAACGCUGGAGGACAGGGAGGUGGGUGGGUGGGCACACAAAGGCACGAGACUCGACAAGGCAUAGGACAACAGGCAAUGGCAAAUAACAAGGGCUGGAAGUCACGGGGGAGGCAGGAGGGCAGACAAACAGCUCACGGCAAGAAAGGAAAGACAGAUGGAAAAUGGGAAAGGAAAGGGCAUGAGGCAACAAGGCAAAGGAGAACAAGCAACAACAACGCUGGAGGACAGGGAGGUGGGUGGGUGGGCACACAAAGGCACGAGACUCGACAAGGCAUAGGACAACAGGCAAUGGCAAAUAACAAGGGCUGGAAGUCACGGGGGAGGCAGGAGGGCAGACAAACAGCUCACGGCAAGAAAGGAAAGACAGAUGGAAAAUGGGAAAGGAAAGGGCAUGAGGCAACAAGGCAAAGGAGAACAAGCAACAACAACGCUGGAGGACAGGGAGGUGGGUGGGUGGGCACACAAAGGCACGAGACUCGACAAGGCAUAGGACAACAGGCAAUGGCAAAUAACAAGGGCUGGAAGUCACGGGGGAGGCAGGAGGGCAGACAAACAGCUCACGGCAAGAAAGGAAAGACAGAUGGAAAAUGGGAAAGGAAAGGGCAUGAGGCAACAAGGCAAAGGAGAACAAGCAACAACAACGCUGGAGGACAGGGAGGUGGGUGGGUGGGCACACAAAGGCACGAGACUCGACAAGGCAUAGGACAACAGGCAAUGGCAAAUAACAAGGGCUGGAAGUCACGGGGGAGGCAGGAGGGCAGACAAACAGCUCACGGCAAGAAAGGAAAGACAGAUGGAAAAUGGGAAAGGAAAGGGCAUGAGGCAACAAGGCAAAGGAGAACAAGCAACAACAACGCUGGAGGACAGGGAGGUGGGUGGGUGGGCACACAAAGGCACGAGACUCGACAAGGCAUAGGACAACAGGCAAUGGCAAAUAACAAGGGCUGGAAGUCACGGGGGAGGCAGGAGGGCAGACAAACAGCUCACGGCAAGAAAGGAAAGACAGAUGGAAAAUGGGAAAGGAAAGGGCAUGAGGCAACAAGGCAAAGGAGAACAAGCAACAACAACGCUGGAGGACAGGGAGGUGGGUGGGUGGGCACACAAAGGCACGAGACUCGACAAGGCAUAGGACAACAGGCAAUGGCAAAUAACAAGGGCUGGAAGUCACGGGGGAGGCAGGAGGGCAGACAAACAGCUCACGGCAAGAAAGGAAAGACAGAUGGAAAAUGGGAAAGGAAAGGGCAUGAGGCAACAAGGCAAAGGAGAACAAGCAACAACAACGCUGGAGGACAGGGAGGUGGGUGGGUGGGCACACAAAGGCACGAGACUCGACAAGGCAUAGGACAACAGGCAAUGGCAAAUAACAAGGGCUGGAAGUCACGGGGGAGGCAGGAGGGCAGACAAACAGCUCACGGCAAGAAAGGAAAGACAGAUGGAAAAUGGGAAAGGAAAGGGCAUGAGGCAACAAGGCAAAGGAGAACAAGCAACAACAACGCUGGAGGACAGGGAGGUGGGUGGGUGGGCACACAAAGGCACGAGACUCGACAAGGCAUAGGACAACAGGCAAUGGCAAAUAACAAGGGCUGGAAGUCACGGGGGAGGCAGGAGGGCAGACAAACAGCUCACGGCAAGAAAGGAAAGACAGAUGGAAAAUGGGAAAGGAAAGGGCAUGAGGCAACAAGGCAAAGGAGAACAAGCAACAACAACGCUGGAGGACAGGGAGGUGGGUGGGUGGGCACACAAAGGCACGAGACUCGACAAGGCAUAGGACAACAGGCAAUGGCAAAUAACAAGGGCUGGAAGUCACGGGGGAGGCAGGAGGGCAGACAAACAGCUCACGGCAAGAAAGGAAAGACAGAUGGAAAAUGGGAAAGGAAAGGGCAUGAGGCAACAAGGCAAAGGAGAACAAGCAACAACAACGCUGGAGGACAGGGAGGUGGGUGGGUGGGCACACAAAGGCACGAGACUCGACAAGGCAUAGGACAACAGGCAAUGGCAAAUAACAAGGGCUGGAAGUCACGGGGGAGGCAGGAGGGCAGACAAACAGCUCACGGCAAGAAAGGAAAGACAGAUGGAAAAUGGGAAAGGAAAGGGCAUGAGGCAACAAGGCAAAGGAGAACAAGCAACAACAACGCUGGAGGACAGGGAGGUGGGUGGGUGGGCACACAAAGGCACGAGACUCGACAAGGCAUAGGACAACAGGCAAUGGCAAAUAACAAGGGCUGGAAGUCACGGGGGAGGCAGGAGGGCAGACAAACAGCUCACGGCAAGAAAGGAAAGACAGAUGGAAAAUGGGAAAGGAAAGGGCAUGAGGCAACAAGGCAAAGGAGAACAAGCAACAACAACGCUGGAGGACAGGGAGGUGGGUGGGUGGGCACACAAAGGCACGAGACUCGACAAGGCAUAGGACAACAGGCAAUGGCAAAUAACAAGGGCUGGAAGUCACGGGGGAGGCAGGAGGGCAGACAAACAGCUCACGGCAAGAAAGGAAAGACAGAUGGAAAAUGGGAAAGGAAAGGGCAUGAGGCAACAAGGCAAAGGAGAACAAGCAACAACAACGCUGGAGGACAGGGAGGUGGGUGGGUGGGCACACAAAGGCACGAGACUCGACAAGGCAUAGGACAACAGGCAAUGGCAAAUAACAAGGGCUGGAAGUCACGGGGGAGGCAGGAGGGCAGACAAACAGCUCACGGCAAGAAAGGAAAGACAGAUGGAAAAUGGGAAAGGAAAGGGCAUGAGGCAACAAGGCAAAGGAGAACAAGCAACAACAACGCUGGAGGACAGGGAGGUGGGUGGGUGGGCACACAAAGGCACGAGACUCGACAAGGCAUAGGACAACAGGCAAUGGCAAAUAACAAGGGCUGGAAGUCACGGGGGAGGCAGGAGGGCAGACAAACAGCUCACGGCAAGAAAGGAAAGACAGAUGGAAAAUGGGAAAGGAAAGGGCAUGAGGCAACAAGGCAAAGGAGAACAAGCAACAACAACGCUGGAGGACAGGGAGGUGGGUGGGUGGGCACACAAAGGCACGAGACUCGACAAGGCAUAGGACAACAGGCAAUGGCAAAUAACAAGGGCUGGAAGUCACGGGGGAGGCAGGAGGGCAGACAAACAGCUCACGGCAAGAAAGGAAAGACAGAUGGAAAAUGGGAAAGGAAAGGGCAUGAGGCAACAAGGCAAAGGAGAACAAGCAACAACAACGCUGGAGGACAGGGAGGUGGGUGGGUGGGCACACAAAGGCACGAGACUCGACAAGGCAUAGGACAACAGGCAAUGGCAAAUAACAAGGGCUGGAAGUCACGGGGGAGGCAGGAGGGCAGACAAACAGCUCACGGCAAGAAAGGAAAGACAGAUGGAAAAUGGGAAAGGAAAGGGCAUGAGGCAACAAGGCAAAGGAGAACAAGCAACAACAACGCUGGAGGACAGGGAGGUGGGUGGGUGGGCACACAAAGGCACGAGACUCGACAAGGCAUAGGACAACAGGCAAUGGCAAAUAACAAGGGCUGGAAGUCACGGGGGAGGCAGGAGGGCAGACAAACAGCUCACGGCAAGAAAGGAAAGACAGAUGGAAAAUGGGAAAGGAAAGGGCAUGAGGCAACAAGGCAAAGGAGAACAAGCAACAACAACGCUGGAGGACAGGGAGGUGGGUGGGUGGGCACACAAAGGCACGAGACUCGACAAGGCAUAGGACAACAGGCAAUGGCAAAUAACAAGGGCUGGAAGUCACGGGGGAGGCAGGAGGGCAGACAAACAGCUCACGGCAAGAAAGGAAAGACAGAUGGAAAAUGGGAAAGGAAAGGGCAUGAGGCAACAAGGCAAAGGAGAACAAGCAACAACAACGCUGGAGGACAGGGAGGUGGGUGGGUGGGCACACAAAGGCACGAGACUCGACAAGGCAUAGGACAACAGGCAAUGGCAAAUAACAAGGGCUGGAAGUCACGGGGGAGGCAGGAGGGCAGACAAACAGCUCACGGCAAGAAAGGAAAGACAGAUGGAAAAUGGGAAAGGAAAGGGCAUGAGGCAACAAGGCAAAGGAGAACAAGCAACAACAACGCUGGAGGACAGGGAGGUGGGUGGGUGGGCACACAAAGGCACGAGACUCGACAAGGCAUAGGACAACAGGCAAUGGCAAAUAACAAGGGCUGGAAGUCACGGGGGAGGCAGGAGGGCAGACAAACAGCUCACGGCAAGAAAGGAAAGACAGAUGGAAAAUGGGAAAGGAAAGGGCAUGAGGCAACAAGGCAAAGGAGAACAAGCAACAACAACGCUGGAGGACAGGGAGGUGGGUGGGUGGGCACACAAAGGCACGAGACUCGACAAGGCAUAGGACAACAGGCAAUGGCAAAUAACAAGGGCUGGAAGUCACGGGGGAGGCAGGAGGGCAGACAAACAGCUCACGGCAAGAAAGGAAAGACAGAUGGAAAAUGGGAAAGGAAAGGGCAUGAGGCAACAAGGCAAAGGAGAACAAGCAACAACAACGCUGGAGGACAGGGAGGUGGGUGGGUGGGCACACAAAGGCACGAGACUCGACAAGGCAUAGGACAACAGGCAAUGGCAAAUAACAAGGGCUGGAAGUCACGGGGGAGGCAGGAGGGCAGACAAACAGCUCACGGCAAGAAAGGAAAGACAGAUGGAAAAUGGGAAAGGAAAGGGCAUGAGGCAACAAGGCAAAGGAGAACAAGCAACAACAACGCUGGAGGACAGGGAGGUGGGUGGGUGGGCACACAAAGGCACGAGACUCGACAAGGCAUAGGACAACAGGCAAUGGCAAAUAACAAGGGCUGGAAGUCACGGGGGAGGCAGGAGGGCAGACAAACAGCUCACGGCAAGAAAGGAAAGACAGAUGGAAAAUGGGAAAGGAAAGGGCAUGAGGCAACAAGGCAAAGGAGAACAAGCAACAACAACGCUGGAGGACAGGGAGGUGGGUGGGUGGGCACACAAAGGCACGAGACUCGACAAGGCAUAGGACAACAGGCAAUGGCAAAUAACAAGGGCUGGAAGUCACGGGGGAGGCAGGAGGGCAGACAAACAGCUCACGGCAAGAAAGGAAAGACAGAUGGAAAAUGGGAAAGGAAAGGGCAUGAGGCAACAAGGCAAAGGAGAACAAGCAACAACAACGCUGGAGGACAGGGAGGUGGGUGGGUGGGCACACAAAGGCACGAGACUCGACAAGGCAUAGGACAACAGGCAAUGGCAAAUAACAAGGGCUGGAAGUCACGGGGGAGGCAGGAGGGCAGACAAACAGCUCACGGCAAGAAAGGAAAGACAGAUGGAAAAUGGGAAAGGAAAGGGCAUGAGGCAACAAGGCAAAGGAGAACAAGCAACAACAACGCUGGAGGACAGGGAGGUGGGUGGGUGGGCACACAAAGGCACGAGACUCGACAAGGCAUAGGACAACAGGCAAUGGCAAAUAACAAGGGCUGGAAGUCACGGGGGAGGCAGGAGGGCAGACAAACAGCUCACGGCAAGAAAGGAAAGACAGAUGGAAAAUGGGAAAGGAAAGGGCAUGAGGCAACAAGGCAAAGGAGAACAAGCAACAACAACGCUGGAGGACAGGGAGCUCACGGCAAGAAAGGAAAGACAGAUGGAAAAUGGGAAAGGAAAGGGCAUGAGGCAACAAGGCAAAGGAGAACAAGCAACAACAACGCUGGAGGACAGGGAGGUGGGUGGGUGGGCACACAAAGGCACGAGACUCGACAAGGCAUAGGACAACAGGCAAUGGCAAAUAACAAGGGCUGGAAGUCACGGGGGAGGCAGGAGGGCAGACAAACAGCUCACGGCAAGAAAGGAAAGACAGAUGGAAAAUGGGAAAGGAAAGGGCAUGAGGCAACAAGGCAAAGGAGAACAAGCAACAACAACGCUGGAGGACAGGGAGGUGGGUGGGUGGGCACACAAAGGCACGAGACUCGACAAGGCAUAGGACAACAGGCAAUGGCAAAUAACAAGGGCUGGAAGUCACGGGGGAGGCAGGAGGGCAGACAAACAGCUCACGGCAAGAAAGGAAAGACAGAUGGAAAAUGGGAAAGGAAAGGGCAUGAGGCAACAAGGCAAAGGAGAACAAGCAACAACAACGCUGGAGGACAGGGAGGUGGGUGGGUGGGCACACAAAGGCACGAGACUCGACAAGGCAUAGGACAACAGGCAAUGGCAAAUAACAAGGGCUGGAAGUCACGGGGGAGGCAGGAGGGCAGACAAACAGCUCACGGCAAGAAAGGAAAGACAGAUGGAAAAUGGGAAAGGAAAGGGCAUGAGGCAACAAGGCAAAGGAGAACAAGCAACAACAACGCUGGAGGACAGGGAGGUGGGUGGGUGGGCACACAAAGGCACGAGACUCGACAAGGCAUAGGACAACAGGCAAUGGCAAAUAACAAGGGCUGGAAGUCACGGGGGAGGCAGGAGGGCAGACAAACAGCUCACGGCAAGAAAGGAAAGACAGAUGGAAAAUGGGAAAGGAAAGGGCAUGAGGCAACAAGGCAAAGGAGAACAAGCAACAACAACGCUGGAGGACAGGGAGGUGGGUGGGUGGGCACACAAAGGCACGAGACUCGACAAGGCAUAGGACAACAGGCAAUGGCAAAUAACAAGGGCUGGAAGUCACGGGGGAGGCAGGAGGGCAGACAAACAGCUCACGGCAAGAAAGGAAAGACAGAUGGAAAAUGGGAAAGGAAAGGGCAUGAGGCAACAAGGCAAAGGAGAACAAGCAACAACAACGCUGGAGGACAGGGAGGUGGGUGGGUGGGCACACAAAGGCACGAGACUCGACAAGGCAUAGGACAACAGGCAAUGGCAAAUAACAAGGGCUGGAAGUCACGGGGGAGGCAGGAGGGCAGACAAACAGCUCACGGCAAGAAAGGAAAGACAGAUGGAAAAUGGGAAAGGAAAGGGCAUGAGGCAACAAGGCAAAGGAGAACAAGCAACAACAACGCUGGAGGACAGGGAGGUGGGUGGGUGGGCACACAAAGGCACGAGACUCGACAAGGCAUAGGACAACAGGCAAUGGCAAAUAACAAGGGCUGGAAGUCACGGGGGAGGCAGGAGGGCAGACAAACAGCUCACGGCAAGAAAGGAAAGACAGAUGGAAAAUGGGAAAGGAAAGGGCAUGAGGCAACAAGGCAAAGGAGAACAAGCAACAACAACGCUGGAGGACAGGGAGGUGGGUGGGUGGGCACACAAAGGCACGAGACUCGACAAGGCAUAGGACAACAGGCAAUGGCAAAUAACAAGGGCUGGAAGUCACGGGGGAGGCAGGAGGGCAGACAAACAGCUCACGGCAAGAAAGGAAAGACAGAUGGAAAAUGGGAAAGGAAAGGGCAUGAGGCAACAAGGCAAAGGAGAACAAGCAACAACAACGCUGGAGGACAGGGAGGUGGGUGGGUGGGCACACAAAGGCACGAGACUCGACAAGGCAUAGGACAACAGGCAAUGGCAAAUAACAAGGGCUGGAAGUCACGGGGGAGGCAGGAGGGCAGACAAACAGCUCACGGCAAGAAAGGAAAGACAGAUGGAAAAUGGGAAAGGAAAGGGCAUGAGGCAACAAGGCAAAGGAGAACAAGCAACAACAACGCUGGAGGACAGGGAGGUGGGUGGGUGGGCACACAAAGGCACGAGACUCGACAAGGCAUAGGACAACAGGCAAUGGCAAAUAACAAGGGCUGGAAGUCACGGGGGAGGCAGGAGGGCAGACAAACAGCUCACGGCAAGAAAGGAAAGACAGAUGGAAAAUGGGAAAGGAAAGGGCAUGAGGCAACAAGGCAAAGGAGAACAAGCAACAACAACGCUGGAGGACAGGGAGGUGGGUGGGUGGGCACACAAAGGCACGAGACUCGACAAGGCAUAGGACAACAGGCAAUGGCAAAUAACAAGGGCUGGAAGUCACGGGGGAGGCAGGAGGGCAGACAAACAGCUCACGGCAAGAAAGGAAAGACAGAUGGAAAAUGGGAAAGGAAAGGGCAUGAGGCAACAAGGCAAAGGAGAACAAGCAACAACAACGCUGGAGGACAGGGAGGUGGGUGGGUGGGCACACAAAGGCACGAGACUCGACAAGGCAUAGGACAACAGGCAAUGGCAAAUAACAAGGGCUGGAAGUCACGGGGGAGGCAGGAGGGCAGACAAACAGCUCACGGCAAGAAAGGAAAGACAGAUGGAAAAUGGGAAAGGAAAGGGCAUGAGGCAACAAGGCAAAGGAGAACAAGCAACAACAACGCUGGAGGACAGGGAGGUGGGUGGGUGGGCACACAAAGGCACGAGACUCGACAAGGCAUAGGACAACAGGCAAUGGCAAAUAACAAGGGCUGGAAGUCACGGGGGAGGCAGGAGGGCAGACAAACAGCUCACGGCAAGAAAGGAAAGACAGAUGGAAAAUGGGAAAGGAAAGGGCAUGAGGCAACAAGGCAAAGGAGAACAAGCAACAACAACGCUGGAGGACAGGGAGGUGGGUGGGUGGGCACACAAAGGCACGAGACUCGACAAGGCAUAGGACAACAGGCAAUGGCAAAUAACAAGGGCUGGAAGUCACGGGGGAGGCAGGAGGGCAGACAAACAGCUCACGGCAAGAAAGGAAAGACAGAUGGAAAAUGGGAAAGGAAAGGGCAUGAGGCAACAAGGCAAAGGAGAACAAGCAACAACAACGCUGGAGGACAGGGAGGUGGGUGGGUGGGCACACAAAGGCACGAGACUCGACAAGGCAUAGGACAACAGGCAAUGGCAAAUAACAAGGGCUGGAAGUCACGGGGGAGGCAGGAGGGCAGACAAACAGCUCACGGCAAGAAAGGAAAGACAGAUGGAAAAUGGGAAAGGAAAGGGCAUGAGGCAACAAGGCAAAGGAGAACAAGCAACAACAACGCUGGAGGACAGGGAGGUGGGUGGGUGGGCACACAAAGGCACGAGACUCGACAAGGCAUAGGACAACAGGCAAUGGCAAAUAACAAGGGCUGGAAGUCACGGGGGAGGCAGGAGGGCAGACAAACAGCUCACGGCAAGAAAGGAAAGACAGAUGGAAAAUGGGAAAGGAAAGGGCAUGAGGCAACAAGGCAAAGGAGAACAAGCAACAACAACGCUGGAGGACAGGGAGGUGGGUGGGUGGGCACACAAAGGCACGAGACUCGACAAGGCAUAGGACAACAGGCAAUGGCAAAUAACAAGGGCUGGAAGUCACGGGGGAGGCAGGAGGGCAGACAAACAGCUCACGGCAAGAAAGGAAAGACAGAUGGAAAAUGGGAAAGGAAAGGGCAUGAGGCAACAAGGCAAAGGAGAACAAGCAACAACAACGCUGGAGGACAGGGAGGUGGGUGGGUGGGCACACAAAGGCACGAGACUCGACAAGGCAUAGGACAACAGGCAAUGGCAAAUAACAAGGGCUGGAAGUCACGGGGGAGGCAGGAGGGCAGACAAACAGCUCACGGCAAGAAAGGAAAGACAGAUGGAAAAUGGGAAAGGAAAGGGCAUGAGGCAACAAGGCAAAGGAGAACAAGCAACAACAACGCUGGAGGACAGGGAGGUGGGUGGGUGGGCACACAAAGGCACGAGACUCGACAAGGCAUAGGACAACAGGCAAUGGCAAAUAACAAGGGCUGGAAGUCACGGGGGAGGCAGGAGGGCAGACAAACAGCUCACGGCAAGAAAGGAAAGACAGAUGGAAAAUGGGAAAGGAAAGGGCAUGAGGCAACAAGGCAAAGGAGAACAAGCAACAACAACGCUGGAGGACAGGGAGGUGGGUGGGUGGGCACACAAAGGCACGAGACUCGACAAGGCAUAGGACAACAGGCAAUGGCAAAUAACAAGGGCUGGAAGUCACGGGGGAGGCAGGAGGGCAGACAAACAGCUCACGGCAAGAAAGGAAAGACAGAUGGAAAAUGGGAAAGGAAAGGGCAUGAGGCAACAAGGCAAAGGAGAACAAGCAACAACAACGCUGGAGGACAGGGAGGUGGGUGGGUGGGCACACAAAGGCACGAGACUCGACAAGGCAUAGGACAACAGGCAAUGGCAAAUAACAAGGGCUGGAAGUCACGGGGGAGGCAGGAGGGCAGACAAACAGCUCACGGCAAGAAAGGAAAGACAGAUGGAAAAUGGGAAAGGAAAGGGCAUGAGGCAACAAGGCAAAGGAGAACAAGCAACAACAACGCUGGAGGACAGGGAGGUGGGUGGGUGGGCACACAAAGGCACGAGACUCGACAAGGCAUAGGACAACAGGCAAUGGCAAAUAACAAGGGCUGGAAGUCACGGGGGAGGCAGGAGGGCAGACAAACAGCUCACGGCAAGAAAGGAAAGACAGAUGGAAAAUGGGAAAGGAAAGGGCAUGAGGCAACAAGGCAAAGGAGAACAAGCAACAACAACGCUGGAGGACAGGGAGGUGGGUGGGUGGGCACACAAAGGCACGAGACUCGACAAGGCAUAGGACAACAGGCAAUGGCAAAUAACAAGGGCUGGAAGUCACGGGGGAGGCAGGAGGGCAGACAAACAGCUCACGGCAAGAAAGGAAAGACAGAUGGAAAAUGGGAAAGGAAAGGGCAUGAGGCAACAAGGCAAAGGAGAACAAGCAACAACAACGCUGGAGGACAGGGAGGUGGGUGGGUGGGCACACAAAGGCACGAGACUCGACAAGGCAUAGGACAACAGGCAAUGGCAAAUAACAAGGGCUGGAAGUCACGGGGGAGGCAGGAGGGCAGACAAACAGCUCACGGCAAGAAAGGAAAGACAGAUGGAAAAUGGGAAAGGAAAGGGCAUGAGGCAACAAGGCAAAGGAGAACAAGCAACAACAACGCUGGAGGACAGGGAGGUGGGUGGGUGGGCACACAAAGGCACGAGACUCGACAAGGCAUAGGACAACAGGCAAUGGCAAAUAACAAGGGCUGGAAGUCACGGGGGAGGCAGGAGGGCAGACAAACAGCUCACGGCAAGAAAGGAAAGACAGAUGGAAAAUGGGAAAGGAAAGGGCAUGAGGCAACAAGGCAAAGGAGAACAAGCAACAACAACGCUGGAGGACAGGGAGGUGGGUGGGUGGGCACACAAAGGCACGAGACUCGACAAGGCAUAGGACAACAGGCAAUGGCAAAUAACAAGGGCUGGAAGUCACGGGGGAGGCAGGAGGGCAGACAAACAGCUCACGGCAAGAAAGGAAAGACAGAUGGAAAAUGGGAAAGGAAAGGGCAUGAGGCAACAAGGCAAAGGAGAACAAGCAACAACAACGCUGGAGGACAGGGAGGUGGGUGGGUGGGCACACAAAGGCACGAGACUCGACAAGGCAUAGGACAACAGGCAAUGGCAAAUAACAAGGGCUGGAAGUCACGGGGGAGGCAGGAGGGCAGACAAACAGCUCACGGCAAGAAAGGAAAGACAGAUGGAAAAUGGGAAAGGAAAGGGCAUGAGGCAACAAGGCAAAGGAGAACAAGCAACAACAACGCUGGAGGACAGGGAGGUGGGUGGGUGGGCACACAAAGGCACGAGACUCGACAAGGCAUAGGACAACAGGCAAUGGCAAAUAACAAGGGCUGGAAGUCACGGGGGAGGCAGGAGGGCAGACAAACAGCUCACGGCAAGAAAGGAAAGACAGAUGGAAAAUGGGAAAGGAAAGGGCAUGAGGCAACAAGGCAAAGGAGAACAAGCAACAACAACGCUGGAGGACAGGGAGGUGGGUGGGUGGGCACACAAAGGCACGAGACUCGACAAGGCAUAGGACAACAGGCAAUGGCAAAUAACAAGGGCUGGAAGUCACGGGGGAGGCAGGAGGGCAGACAAACAGCUCACGGCAAGAAAGGAAAGACAGAUGGAAAAUGGGAAAGGAAAGGGCAUGAGGCAACAAGGCAAAGGAGAACAAGCAACAACAACGCUGGAGGACAGGGAGGUGGGUGGGUGGGCACACAAAGGCACGAGACUCGACAAGGCAUAGGACAACAGGCAAUGGCAAAUAACAAGGGCUGGAAGUCACGGGGGAGGCAGGAGGGCAGACAAACAGCUCACGGCAAGAAAGGAAAGACAGAUGGAAAAUGGGAAAGGAAAGGGCAUGAGGCAACAAGGCAAAGGAGAACAAGCAACAACAACGCUGGAGGACAGGGAGGUGGGUGGGUGGGCACACAAAGGCACGAGACUCGACAAGGCAUAGGACAACAGGCAAUGGCAAAUAACAAGGGCUGGAAGUCACGGGGGAGGCAGGAGGGCAGACAAACAGCUCACGGCAAGAAAGGAAAGACAGAUGGAAAAUGGGAAAGGAAAGGGCAUGAGGCAACAAGGCAAAGGAGAACAAGCAACAACAACGCUGGAGGACAGGGAGGUGGGUGGGUGGGCACACAAAGGCACGAGACUCGACAAGGCAUAGGACAACAGGCAAUGGCAAAUAACAAGGGCUGGAAGUCACGGGGGAGGCAGGAGGGCAGACAAACAGCUCACGGCAAGAAAGGAAAGACAGAUGGAAAAUGGGAAAGGAAAGGGCAUGAGGCAACAAGGCAAAGGAGAACAAGCAACAACAACGCUGGAGGACAGGGAGGUGGGUGGGUGGGCACACAAAGGCACGAGACUCGACAAGGCAUAGGACAACAGGCAAUGGCAAAUAACAAGGGCUGGAAGUCACGGGGGAGGCAGGAGGGCAGACAAACAGCUCACGGCAAGAAAGGAAAGACAGAUGGAAAAUGGGAAAGGAAAGGGCAUGAGGCAACAAGGCAAAGGAGAACAAGCAACAACAACGCUGGAGGACAGGGAGGUGGGUGGGUGGGCACACAAAGGCACGAGACUCGACAAGGCAUAGGACAACAGGCAAUGGCAAAUAACAAGGGCUGGAAGUCACGGGGGAGGCAGGAGGGCAGACAAACAGCUCACGGCAAGAAAGGAAAGACAGAUGGAAAAUGGGAAAGGAAAGGGCAUGAGGCAACAAGGCAAAGGAGAACAAGCAACAACAACGCUGGAGGACAGGGAGGUGGGUGGGUGGGCACACAAAGGCACGAGACUCGACAAGGCAUAGGACAACAGGCAAUGGCAAAUAACAAGGGCUGGAAGUCACGGGGGAGGCAGGAGGGCAGACAAACAGCUCACGGCAAGAAAGGAAAGACAGAUGGAAAAUGGGAAAGGAAAGGGCAUGAGGCAACAAGGCAAAGGAGAACAAGCAACAACAACGCUGGAGGACAGGGAGGUGGGUGGGUGGGCACACAAAGGCACGAGACUCGACAAGGCAUAGGACAACAGGCAAUGGCAAAUAACAAGGGCUGGAAGUCACGGGGGAGGCAGGAGGGCAGACAAACAGCUCACGGCAAGAAAGGAAAGACAGAUGGAAAAUGGGAAAGGAAAGGGCAUGAGGCAACAAGGCAAAGGAGAACAAGCAACAACAACGCUGGAGGACAGGGAGGUGGGUGGGUGGGCACACAAAGGCACGAGACUCGACAAGGCAUAGGACAACAGGCAAUGGCAAAUAACAAGGGCUGGAAGUCACGGGGGAGGCAGGAGGGCAGACAAACAGCUCACGGCAAGAAAGGAAAGACAGAUGGAAAAUGGGAAAGGAAAGGGCAUGAGGCAACAAGGCAAAGGAGAACAAGCAACAACAACGCUGGAGGACAGGGAGGUGGGUGGGUGGGCACACAAAGGCACGAGACUCGACAAGGCAUAGGACAACAGGCAAUGGCAAAUAACAAGGGCUGGAAGUCACGGGGGAGGCAGGAGGGCAGACAAACAGCUCACGGCAAGAAAGGAAAGACAGAUGGAAAAUGGGAAAGGAAAGGGCAUGAGGCAACAAGGCAAAGGAGAACAAGCAACAACAACGCUGGAGGACAGGGAGGUGGGUGGGUGGGCACACAAAGGCACGAGACUCGACAAGGCAUAGGACAACAGGCAAUGGCAAAUAACAAGGGCUGGAAGUCACGGGGGAGGCAGGAGGGCAGACAAACAGCUCACGGCAAGAAAGGAAAGACAGAUGGAAAAUGGGAAAGGAAAGGGCAUGAGGCAACAAGGCAAAGGAGAACAAGCAACAACAACGCUGGAGGACAGGGAGGUGGGUGGGUGGGCACACAAAGGCACGAGACUCGACAAGGCAUAGGACAACAGGCAAUGGCAAAUAACAAGGGCUGGAAGUCACGGGGGAGGCAGGAGGGCAGACAAACAGCUCACGGCAAGAAAGGAAAGACAGAUGGAAAAUGGGAAAGGAAAGGGCAUGAGGCAACAAGGCAAAGGAGAACAAGCAACAACAACGCUGGAGGACAGGGAGGUGGGUGGGUGGGCACACAAAGGCACGAGACUCGACAAGGCAUAGGACAACAGGCAAUGGCAAAUAACAAGGGCUGGAAGUCACGGGGGAGGCAGGAGGGCAGACAAACAGCUCACGGCAAGAAAGGAAAGACAGAUGGAAAAUGGGAAAGGAAAGGGCAUGAGGCAACAAGGCAAAGGAGAACAAGCAACAACAACGCUGGAGGACAGGGAGGUGGGUGGGUGGGCACACAAAGGCACGAGACUCGACAAGGCAUAGGACAACAGGCAAUGGCAAAUAACAAGGGCUGGAAGUCACGGGGGAGGCAGGAGGGCAGACAAACAGCUCACGGCAAGAAAGGAAAGACAGAUGGAAAAUGGGAAAGGAAAGGGCAUGAGGCAACAAGGCAAAGGAGAACAAGCAACAACAACGCUGGAGGACAGGGAGGUGGGUGGGUGGGCACACAAAGGCACGAGACUCGACAAGGCAUAGGACAACAGGCAAUGGCAAAUAACAAGGGCUGGAAGUCACGGGGGAGGCAGGAGGGCAGACAAACAGCUCACGGCAAGAAAGGAAAGACAGAUGGAAAAUGGGAAAGGAAAGGGCAUGAGGCAACAAGGCAAAGGAGAACAAGCAACAACAACGCUGGAGGACAGGGAGGUGGGUGGGUGGGCACACAAAGGCACGAGACUCGACAAGGCAUAGGACAACAGGCAAUGGCAAAUAACAAGGGCUGGAAGUCACGGGGGAGGCAGGAGGGCAGACAAACAGCUCACGGCAAGAAAGGAAAGACAGAUGGAAAAUGGGAAAGGAAAGGGCAUGAGGCAACAAGGCAAAGGAGAACAAGCAACAACAACGCUGGAGGACAGGGAGGUGGGUGGGUGGGCACACAAAGGCACGAGACUCGACAAGGCAUAGGACAACAGGCAAUGGCAAAUAACAAGGGCUGGAAGUCACGGGGGAGGCAGGAGGGCAGACAAACAGCUCACGGCAAGAAAGGAAAGACAGAUGGAAAAUGGGAAAGGAAAGGGCAUGAGGCAACAAGGCAAAGGAGAACAAGCAACAACAACGCUGGAGGACAGGGAGGUGGGUGGGUGGGCACACAAAGGCACGAGACUCGACAAGGCAUAGGACAACAGGCAAUGGCAAAUAACAAGGGCUGGAAGUCACGGGGGAGGCAGGAGGGCAGACAAACAGCUCACGGCAAGAAAGGAAAGACAGAUGGAAAAUGGGAAAGGAAAGGGCAUGAGGCAACAAGGCAAAGGAGAACAAGCAACAACAACGCUGGAGGACAGGGAGGUGGGUGGGUGGGCACACAAAGGCACGAGACUCGACAAGGCAUAGGACAACAGGCAAUGGCAAAUAACAAGGGCUGGAAGUCACGGGGGAGGCAGGAGGGCAGACAAACAGCUCACGGCAAGAAAGGAAAGACAGAUGGAAAAUGGGAAAGGAAAGGGCAUGAGGCAACAAGGCAAAGGAGAACAAGCAACAACAACGCUGGAGGACAGGGAGGUGGGUGGGUGGGCACACAAAGGCACGAGACUCGACAAGGCAUAGGACAACAGGCAAUGGCAAAUAACAAGGGCUGGAAGUCACGGGGGAGGCAGGAGGGCAGACAAACAGCUCACGGCAAGAAAGGAAAGACAGAUGGAAAAUGGGAAAGGAAAGGGCAUGAGGCAACAAGGCAAAGGAGAACAAGCAACAACAACGCUGGAGGACAGGGAGGUGGGUGGGUGGGCACACAAAGGCACGAGACUCGACAAGGCAUAGGACAACAGGCAAUGGCAAAUAACAAGGGCUGGAAGUCACGGGGGAGGCAGGAGGGCAGACAAACAGCUCACGGCAAGAAAGGAAAGACAGAUGGAAAAUGGGAAAGGAAAGGGCAUGAGGCAACAAGGCAAAGGAGAACAAGCAACAACAACGCUGGAGGACAGGGAGGUGGGUGGGUGGGCACACAAAGGCACGAGACUCGACAAGGCAUAGGACAACAGGCAAUGGCAAAUAACAAGGGCUGGAAGUCACGGGGGAGGCAGGAGGGCAGACAAACAGCUCACGGCAAGAAAGGAAAGACAGAUGGAAAAUGGGAAAGGAAAGGGCAUGAGGCAACAAGGCAAAGGAGAACAAGCAACAACAACGCUGGAGGACAGGGAGGUGGGUGGGUGGGCACACAAAGGCACGAGACUCGACAAGGCAUAGGACAACAGGCAAUGGCAAAUAACAAGGGCUGGAAGUCACGGGGGAGGCAGGAGGGCAGACAAACAGCUCACGGCAAGAAAGGAAAGACAGAUGGAAAAUGGGAAAGGAAAGGGCAUGAGGCAACAAGGCAAAGGAGAACAAGCAACAACAACGCUGGAGGACAGGGAGAGAAACUGGAAUUGGGGGCGAAGCUUGGCGAAGGAGCAUUUGGCGAAGUCAGAACGGCAUGGCUAGAAGAAGCUGGCAGGCGUGUUCCUGUUGCAGUCAAAUGCUUGUUUCAUUCAUCGUUGUCUUCGCUGAGGGUGCAGAGGGAUGGCGCGGUGGUGCAGAGCACGGCAGAUGCGGCGUUCGCGAAGGAAAUGGAGAUGCUCUUUUUCGCAUCGAAGCAUUGUGCAUUUGUGUGUCAGUUAAUUGGUAUCUGUCGAAAAGCCGGGAAGGUGUGCAUUGUAAUGAAGAAAUAUAAACACUCGAUCCGAGAUCUGAUGAGAAAGCAAAACGGCAAGCUCGAACUGAAGCAGCUUCUCAGGUAUGGUGCGCAUAUCUGUCGAGCUAUGGCUGAGCUUCACAAGAUGGGUGUUCUCAUGCGCGACUUGAAACCGGCAAACUUUCUCAUCGACGACUAUGAUUUUGCUGCCCGGCGGUCCAUUUUGGUGUUGCCUGGCGUUUCAUCCUCCGCAAAAAGCUUCCGAUCAGUCCAAGUGCAUCUAAUCCGGAUUGCAAUCCAGAUUCAUGUAGCUGGUGUUUCGUCCUCUGGAAAACGUACCUCCUUGUGGCAUGGGAUGCUUGGGACAUGGGAACACUUGGGACAUGGAGAUGCUUGGGACAUGGGGACACUUGGGACAUGGGGACGCUUGGGACAUGGGGACUCUGUCAGAAGAAGCAGCCCCUCGGGCAUCACCAGCAGCAGGAGGAGGGCAGGAGGAGGACUGGAGGAGGAGAAGAAUAAUGCUGCACCUGAGUUAGUGCUAGCAGCAGCAGCCCUGAUUUAGUGCGAGCAGCAGCAGCCCCCCGGGCAUCACCAGCAGCAGGAGGAGGAGGAGAGGAGGAGGACUGGAGGAGGAGGAGAAUAAUGCACAAAAAAACGAUGCUUGAUUGCAAAUUGAAACCGACUUUGCACAAUCUCAAAAUGGAAGUUGUGCAACCAUCUGCGAUCCGAUAGAUUGAGAAGAAGCUAAAUGAACAUGAUCACUGAAG
Molecule: messenger RNA, 22517 nt
Organism: Chara braunii
Lineage: Eukaryota; Viridiplantae; Streptophyta; Charophyceae; Charales; Characeae
Source: the annotation of a GenBank genome assembly